AUGACUCCUCAGCCAGGUUCGCACAAGAUGAAGUGCGAGGCAUGCAACCAGAAGCUCUGGAACGUCGCCUUUGACAACGGCGAAGCGUUCGUGUGCAAACGCUGCAUCGUGACCCGACGUCUUGACAUGGAAGACGCGGUCAAAGCGUUCAUCGAGUCCGUCACCUCCGACCAAAAGGACAAGCACCGUCCUUAUUCGAUGCUCGAGCUCUUCACUUCGCUCAAUGCGAUCCAGGGUCUUCUCGCUCAGACGCAGAAGCCUGCUCAGAGCGGCAAGGAGUCCAAUGAGACAAACGAGUAA
This is a messenger RNA of Kalmanozyma brasiliensis GHG001, 300 nucleotides long. RefSeq lists its product as uncharacterized. The coding region runs from base 1 to 300 and encodes 99 amino acids. The record is from RefSeq and is a predicted model, not a curated record. NCBI's taxonomy places the organism in Eukaryota, Fungi, Basidiomycota, Ustilaginomycetes, Ustilaginales. The transcript has a single exon.